Molecule: messenger RNA, 1848 nt
Organism: Egretta garzetta (little egret)
Lineage: Eukaryota; Metazoa; Chordata; Aves; Pelecaniformes; Ardeidae
Gene: EBF1
Product: EBF transcription factor 1
Exons: 14
Coding region: 1-1848 (615 amino acids)
Biological process (GO): regulation of transcription by RNA polymerase II
Molecular function (GO): DNA-binding transcription factor activity, RNA polymerase II-specific; RNA polymerase II cis-regulatory region sequence-specific DNA binding
Source: RefSeq, a predicted model, not a curated record
AUGUCCCUGCUGCCCAACCCCAUCAGUCAUCAGCCGGAUACUUUGAUUCCCUGGUUUUGGCUGGAAGAAGCUUCUCCCCAUGUUCCCCCCUUCAUGCAUGGAAAUAAGGAUCUUCUGAAUUUGUCCCAGUUCCUGAUGUACCACGUGCUGCCAUCUUCCAAGGCCUCUUACAAACCACCUGGAGCUCUCUUGGGCACUGAAGUGGAAGUACCUCGAGGUGUGGGCCAGCAACCAAGCAGGGACGUGGGGUCCCAGCUGGGGCCGGGGGGUUUGCUGGUGUCUGUGCUGCAUGGACUUUGUGUGCGUCCCGCGACCGCCUUUGUGUCCCCUUUAUAUGAGCGCUGGGUUUGCAGGUUUUGUGCCUCGCUGGUGGGAAUGAGGGGGCGGAAGUCAGGAUUUGCCCCGUGCUAUCUCAGAGUCAAAUUUCUCAAGCUGGUUGAUCCUCUGUUUGUUUUGGUAUCCUCUGUUCUGGCGAUAGUAUAUGAAGGCCAAGACAAGAACCCAGAAAUGUGCCGAGUUCUGCUCACCCAUGAAAUAAUGUGCAGCCGCUGUUGUGACAAGAAAAGCUGUGGCAACAGAAAUGAGACUCCAUCAGAUCCAGUGAUAAUUGACAGGUUCUUCUUGAAAUUUUUCCUCAAAUGUAACCAAAAUUGCCUAAAAAAUGCAGGAAACCCUCGAGACAUGCGUCGAUUCCAGGUUGUGGUGUCUACAACAGUCAAUGUUGAUGGCCAUGUGUUGGCAGUGUCGGACAAUAUGUUUGUACACAACAAUUCCAAGCACGGGCGGAGAGCUCGAAGACUCGAUCCCUCGGAAGCUACACCAUGUAUCAAAGCCAUCAGUCCAAGUGAAGGAUGGACUACAGGAGGUGCCACUGUCAUCAUCAUAGGAGACAAUUUCUUUGAUGGGUUACAGGUCAUAUUCGGCACCAUGCUGGUUUGGAGUGAGCUGAUUACUCCUCAUGCCAUCCGCGUACAGACGCCUCCCCGACAUAUCCCAGGGGUUGUAGAAGUCACAUUGUCCUACAAGUCUAAGCAGUUUUGCAAGGGAACGCCUGGAAGAUUCAUUUACACAGCUCUGAACGAACCCACCAUUGACUACGGUUUCCAAAGGUUACAGAAGGUUAUCCCCCGGCACCCUGGUGACCCCGAACGCUUGCCAAAGGAAGUAAUACUUAAGAGGGCUGCCGAUUUAGUAGAAGCACUCUAUGGUAUGCCACAUAAUAACCAGGAAAUAAUCCUGAAAAGAGCAGCAGACAUCGCAGAAGCACUCUACAGUGUCCCCCGCAAUCACAACCAGCUCCCCGCCCUUGCUAACACGUCAGUCCAUGCAGGAAUGAUGGGAGUGAAUUCCUUUAGUGGUCAACUAGCUGUCAAUGUUUCCGAAGCCUCACAAGCCACCAAUCAGGGUUUUACUCGCAACUCAAGCAGCGUGUCACCUCAUGGCUACGUGCCAAGCACCACCCCUCAGCAGACAAAUUAUAACUCUGUCACAACAAGCAUGAAUGGCUAUGGGAAUGCUGGAAUGUCAAAUUUAGGCGGUUCUCCAACCUUCCUGAAUGGAUCUGCUGCCAAUUCUCCCUAUGCCAUUGUGCCAUCAAGUCCGACAAUGGCCUCCUCCACUAGCCUCCCCUCAAACUGUAGCAGUUCCUCUGGGAUUUUCUCCUUCUCACCAGCCAACAUGGUCUCAGCGGUGAAACAGAAGAGUGCUUUUGCGCCUGUUGUGAGACCGCAAACUUCUCCUCCUCCCACCUGCACCAGCACCAAUGGCAAUAGCCUGCAAGACCAGUCUUUUGUGGACUCUAGCAAGUACUCCACUGCAGGGUCUCUCCAGGGGCUGGCCUUCUCCUGA